This is a messenger RNA of Cyprinodon tularosa, 1312 nucleotides long. Its product is annotated as PHD and RING finger domain-containing protein 1-like. The record is from RefSeq and is a predicted model, not a curated record. NCBI's taxonomy places the organism in Eukaryota, Metazoa, Chordata, Actinopteri, Cyprinodontiformes, Cyprinodontidae. The transcript has 7 exons. Bases 391 to 1194 code for a protein of 267 amino acids.
ACAGUAAAACCGGAAGUUGUGAUCUGUGUAGCGGCAGGAGCUAGUUAUUUAAAUUGUCUCGUUUUUGUCUUGCUAUUCCAGAUAUUCCGUCGACUUUAUAAAAUUCAACAAGUUUAAAAAACUUCUAUUAUAACUGCAAGAAUAUUUGGCAAAGAACGUACGCUAUUCUUUUUUCUUUUUAAUCGUUUUUACUUACUAAUGCUAGUUUACCAGCAUUUAGCAUCAACGCAGCUUUGUUGACCGAAACUCAGCACGCGCUCGUAUUUUAACUUAAAUAUCGAGCAUUUCUCGGCAUUUGUAAUAGUUUUGCUUCUAAAUUUAACCCUCUUCCAACUCUCUUCUGGUGGCCUCGUGCGUUUGGCCAGUUAUUUUGUUUAAAGUAGCAACAUUAUGGAAGAACCGGUCGCUUUAAGCGCAGCUGGUGGAGAAGCUGUUGACGCCAAUUCCGAGUCGGAAAAAUGCUACAUCUGCCUGAGCCCCUUCGAGAAGCAAACGGUGGGAUCGUUGGAUAAAUGUCCGCACUUCUUCUGCUUUGAAUGUAUCCACCAGUGGUCUCAGACAGCCAACACCUGCCCUGUUGAUCGAAUCAGUUUUUCAUACAUUCUCCAGAGAAAGUGUCCUGAAGGGGACAUACAGAAAAAGCUUAAAGUGACGACGCGCAGAAAGGACGAUGAGACUGAGGAGGAUUGGAGAAGCGUAGUUAUCUGUGAGGAAUGUGGGCGAAGCGGCCGCAGGGACCGACUGUUGGUGUGCAGACACUGUGACUCAGGGUAUCACAUGGACUGCCUGACUCCACCUCUAAAUUCUGUCCCUGAGGGAGACUGGGCCUGCCCUGACUGUGCCACCACCUUGCAGAAUUCAGAGAGCUUUCUGGCAGAAGAGGCAGACAUCAGCGAUGGAGAAAUCACGGACCUUCUCUCUGAUAUGGACCAAACUCCUUCUACAAGCAGCCGCCUGCGAGCUUCAACCGUGAACCGUCCCAGCCGCGUCACAGAAAGACGACGGAGCGCAAGGAUCCAGAGCAGAGGGGGAAGCAGCAGUCCGUAUCCACGGCCCCAAACCUCCUGGCAUGUUCCCAAAUACCUGAUCCGUGCAUCAAGGCCUAGUGGGAAAACGGAAGGGUCUGUAAAUCUCCCUGGUGUCAAAAAUCCCUCAGACAAAAAGAAAAGAAAAAGAAGGAAGAAUGUAGCCUGAAGAACCAUGAAGCAGAAGAAGUAAAAAAGAAAAAUCUUUGUGUAACCAUGGUACUGCCUUGAGUGACCACAUGAUGGCAGCAUUGUGUCAAAUCAGUAAAAAGUCAAAAACUGAAUAA